Molecule: messenger RNA, 747 nt
Organism: Malassezia vespertilionis
Lineage: Eukaryota; Fungi; Basidiomycota; Malasseziomycetes; Malasseziales; Malasseziaceae
Gene: POM33
Product: Transmembrane nucleoporin
Exons: 1
Coding region: 1-747 (248 amino acids)
Biological process (GO): membrane organization; endoplasmic reticulum tubular network organization
Cellular component (GO): endoplasmic reticulum; membrane
Source: RefSeq, a predicted model, not a curated record
AUGCGCUAUCUGCUCGCAGUGGCCACCUUUUCUUGGCAAGGCUACGAUAUCUGGUACAGACUCGCGUACAUUGGCGCCAUACUGAGCUACGGUGUGGUUAUUUAUAAGAGCAUUGGUGUGCCACGGACAGAUAAGGCAUACGUACAGCGCGUGCUCAUGGACGAAAAUGUACAGUAUCUCGUGAUUGCGAUGUACUGGGCGUACAUCCGACCCAUUUCCAUCACCUUGAUUCCCUAUAUCACGUUUUCUCUUUUCCAUCUAUUGACCUUUACGCGAACAACCAUCCUUCCUACCAUUUCUCCCGCAAAAAAGAACGCGGAUGGGACGAGCACGCCCGCAGGUGGACAGCUGUCCAAGACGAUCCAGACCUGGGUCAAGGAGAACUACGACCGUGCAAUGCGCUUUGUGUCCUACGCCGAGGUCGUUAUAUUUAUGCGUGUCCUCAUCGGUGCACUUGUAUUCCGCAACUCGCUGCUCGCACCUCUCUUGUAUGCACACUUUUUGCGCCUGCGUUUCUACAUGAGCAGCUUCACCCGCGCCGCAUUCCAGCAUGUGCGUGGCGAGUUGGAUCAGAUUACGCAAAGCCCCUCGUGUCCCCCGCCCGUGCGCAAGGGCUAUUUGAUGCUCACCGAUUUGGUGACGCGCUACGCAAGCACUGUGUUGAGCAUUAACAAGGAGCAACCUGCCGCACGGCCUGUGCCGCAGUCGAGCACACCGGCCGACCCAACCAAGGUCAAGACGCGCUGA